AUGGACACAACAAACACCACCCAGCAGCCACCAAACCUGGCAAAAACAAAGGCCACAAUCAGAAAUUACUGGGACCUCUCAGGGCCCUUUGGACUAGCCGUCCGAGCCGCACUUCGAAUCCUUCAGUUCGUCCUCGCGGUAGUCAUCAUCGGUCUCUACGGCGCUUCCCUUGCCUCCUGGGACCACUCGAUGGCCGUCAGCCGAACAAACUGGAUCUUCGCCCUCGUUCCUGCGGUCCUUUCGGUGUUGACGUGUGCCUACCACUGUCUCGCGACGGUCACACACGCCGUGUGGUGUGUAUGGGACUUCAUUCUCGCCGUCCUCUGGGCCGCGCUCUGCGGCGUCUCCUCCGCGAUAGUCAUUGGCGGCGAAGAUGGGGCCAAGGUCACCGGAGAUGUAAAAACAAGGCUUGCGGCUGGGGCUUGGAUUGCGGGUGUUAUCAUGGUGCUGUACGUCUUCAACGCCAUUCACGGAUGUGCUUGGUGUUGCGUCUCUCGGAAAUUGACGAGGACGACGGAGAGGGAGAACAAGAUUGAUUUGGAGCAUCUUCCGAACAGAGAAUCCUAG
Messenger RNA from Colletotrichum truncatum, 567 nucleotides. RefSeq lists its product as uncharacterized. NCBI's taxonomy places the organism in Eukaryota, Fungi, Ascomycota, Sordariomycetes, Glomerellales, Glomerellaceae. The record is from RefSeq and is a predicted model, not a curated record.